Molecule: messenger RNA, 867 nt
Organism: Arachis stenosperma
Lineage: Eukaryota; Viridiplantae; Streptophyta; Magnoliopsida; Fabales; Fabaceae
Exons: 4
Coding region: 1-867 (288 amino acids)
Molecular function (GO): protein dimerization activity
Source: RefSeq, a predicted model, not a curated record
AUGGUAGAUGCUGAUGAUAAACCAUCAUUGGGAAUUGUUUAUGAAGGUAUGUUGAGGUCAGAAAAUGGAAUCAAAGAAAAGUUCAAGCAUAGGAAGAGUGCAUAUCAACCUUACAUAGAGAUUAUCAACUCAAGAUGGGACAAACAUUUGAAAAAAAAUCUUCAUGCAGUAGCCUAUUUCUUGAAUCCUGAUUGCUUUUUUUCUGAAAAUUAUAGAGAAUCACCUGAUGUCAUGCGAGCUUUACUUGAUCUUGUUACAUUGCAUUGCAAGGUUAAUAAUUUAGAUUCAGUUGAGGCAAUGAAAGAAAUACACUUAUAUAGAGAUCGAAAGGAAAGCUUUGAUAGGCCUGAAGCUGUUCCAGCUGCAAAAAAACUUCAACCUGAUGAAUGGUGGAGGUUGUUUGGUAGUUCUGCUCCAUGUUUACAAAAAAUGGCAGUUCACAUUCUUAGCCAAGCAUCUGCUUCUUCAUGGUGUGAAAGGAAUUGGAGUCUUUUUUAUCAAAUUCAUACAACAAGAAGGAAUAGAUUGGAGCAUGAUAGGCUAAGUGAUAUUGUGUAUAUUACAUAUAAUUUGCGUCUUAAAUCCAGAAAGCAAAAGUCGCAAUAUGAUCCAAUCGAUAUUGAAACUAUUGAUAAGGUUGAUUUUUGGGUGACGGAAGAGGUUGUUGGAAAAGAGCCUGAUCUUCCAAGUAAUAUUGAAGACUUGCUUCAUGAGAUUGAUGCUGAUUUAGAUCAAGGUGGUGGUGGUGGUAGUACUAGUACAUUUUAUGCUGCACCACUUGCUUUUUCUGGUCCAAGUAGUAGAAAUGAAGGUGAUGAAAUCAAUGACGCAAAUCUGCAGCAAAUUAUGGAGGAUUUUGAUGAUUGA